Molecule: messenger RNA, 1104 nt
Organism: Penicillium taxi
Lineage: Eukaryota; Fungi; Ascomycota; Eurotiomycetes; Eurotiales; Aspergillaceae
Exons: 5
Coding region: 1-1104 (367 amino acids)
Source: RefSeq, a predicted model, not a curated record
AUGAGCUCAAACCCGAAGGAUGUGUUGAACACUAUCAACCUAGUUACACAAUGUCUUUGUAUUCCAAUUGUCACAUUCUUUAUCGGCAUACGUUUCUAUGUCCGAAUACGAUUCAAGCAGAUCAUAGGACUAGAUGAUUAUACUUGUACUGCAGCAUGGCUUCUAUUUAUGGGAUACUGUGGAAUCAGUAUAGUCAUUGGUGACUAUGGAGGAGGAUACAACAUCACCGACGUAUCAGAUCAAGACCAAAUAGAAUUCAAAAAAUUCUGCUAUAUAGCCACAAUUCUCUACUGCCCCAUGGCCCUUUUCUCAAAGAUUGCCCUCCUCUCGAUGCUCGCUCGCAUCUUCGCUCCAUACCGCCACAAAGUACUCUUCAUCCACAUCUUCCUCGGCUGUCUCUGCAUAUACUAUGUCAUCGCUCUGGUCAUCAAAAUACGCAUGUGUAGCCCAGUCCCCAUGUACUGGCGUGAUCCGAUACCCAGUGGUUCUUGUCUCGAUCAGACAGCUGCCUUGAUCGCUGAUUCGGUGAUCAGCGUCGUCAGCGAUGUGAUUAUUCUCCUUCUUCCACUGCCUCUGACUUGGUCGUUGCAAAUGCCUAAAAGUCGCAAGCUGCGCGUCAUGGCUCUGCUCGGUGCUGGCGGUCUUGCAACGGGAUUUUCUCUUUUCCGGCUGGUUCUUGUCUGUUAUAAGGGCCAUUCGGCCAACCAGACUAUUUUCUUCAUUCAAAUUAUUCUAUCUGGUAAUGCCGAGGGUGGCAUGGGCUUGAUCUGCGCUUGCUUACCACUUCUCAACGUCCUAAUCUCCUACGCCCGGAGAAACUACUCAUCACAAAAAUACUAUCACGAAGCCACCAACGUCCCGCUCGAUGGCCAAAAGUCAGUUCGUAAUUCAAAGAAUCCGGAUAUGUCAGCCAAUUUUGGUGAUCAGAGCCAUCUUAUUUCGUUCGUUGGUGUGCCUGGCGCCUCUGACGAGGUCGAUUUGACUUCUCCUGAUGAUGGAAUUGUCAAGACUGUGGCUGUCUCGCAAACAAUCGAGACACAUGCUGAUGGGAUUAUGCGUGCUAAUUCUAGUAGUACUAUCACAGGUAGUUUUGCGAGUCGGUAG